Molecule: messenger RNA, 357 nt
Organism: Haemonchus placei
Lineage: Eukaryota; Metazoa; Nematoda; Chromadorea; Rhabditida; Trichostrongylidae
Source: the annotation of a GenBank genome assembly
AUGAUCAAAGUCCAUAUAGGUUCCAGUAGUCGUCUGACGAAAGAGGCAAUUUUAGAAAGCUGCAGAAAUGGUAACAAACUCGUCGGAGCAGAAAGAAACAUGACCGAAGACAAAUACAACAUUCCGGCUGGAUACCUAGAAACGGCAUUCAAUUCAAAAACAGAUGACGAUAGCUUAUCGUCUUUGUCAUCUGCAGUGUCUUAUAUCUACACCACUGCGAACUCAGAACAUCUCAGCAAGGUCGUGGAGAUGAUGGCAGCCGCAACCAAUGAAAUGGUACAAACCGUAGACCGCCUGAACGAGGCGACAACUGGACUGUCUUCGUCGACAGAGUUCAUCAAACAGCAAGGUUGCUGA